CCACGCGAUAACUGUCUAAACAUAGUGAAUCGUUGCGAUGUUGUUAGCCGGUUUGUGCGCCUUUUUUUAACGUUGGUAGAGUGGAGAAAAUAUAACGUAGUUAGGUAUAUAGUUACAUAUUGCGAAAUUAAUAAACAGAGUCUCGUUUAAUUGUAAGAAAAUAAUGGUUACUACUAUGAAAUUAUCUCUUGGUUCACGAUGUGUCAAAUAUCUGAUGUUCAUCUUCAAUCUACUCUUCGUUAUCACGGGUAUAAUCUUAUUAUCCAUUGGUAUUGGGAUUCAUGGAGUUUAUCACAGUUAUCAACAUUUUCUGGAUAAUAAAUUUUUAUCUGUUCCCUCUCUGCUGAUUGCAAUCGGUGCAAUUAUAUUUUUCAUAGCCUUUUUCGGAUGUUGCGGCGCUGUACGCGAAAGUUAUUGCAUGAUAGUUACGUUCACGUCAUUGUUGGUGGUAGUUUUUAUUUUGGAAUUCUCAGGUGGUAUAUCUGGAUACGUUCUAAGAGCCAGGGCGUCCUCAAUUAUUCAGAAUAAGAUGGAAGAUUCAAUGAAAAUGUAUAAAAACAAUACAGAAGUGUUAAAUGUUUGGGAUAAUCUUCAGCGCGACUUCGAUUGUUGCGGCACAAGAAACGCGUCCGAUUGGGUAAAUUUUGGGCACAUGAGCGAGACGGACAUUCCUGUCUCGUGUUGUAUUGAUGGGACAGGCGUAGAACCGAAAAAUUGCAGUCUUACGUCAGCAAUGGUACACCAGGGUUGCUAUAAUAAGUUCCUUUCUUUUGUUAAAUCUCAUGCUAUGCAACUUGGUGGAGUUGGACUCGGCAUUGCUUUCGUUCAGGCGAUGGGAAUCUGCUUCUCAGUUUUCUUGGCUCGAUCGAUUCGAAACAGUUACGAAUCGGUCUAAUAUCUUUUCAGCGAUUUGAGAACGUAUCACGUACAUCAUGAUAAAAUGAAGAUUAGAAAUUAAUUCUGAAUGAAAGCUAUAAUCAUAGUCUAAUCUUAAGAAGCGUUAAAUGAAAAGGUAUUUUACGUUUCUAGGAUUUUCUAUCAUAUUAUAAUCAAAGAGGCUAUUGAAUAUGGUAUGAAGAUUGAAAUAUCUACAUAUUUCCUUUGUUUUUAAUAAUUAAUGUUUAAUGAAAAAGCUAAUCACGACAAAUUAUGUUCCUCUCGAAACCAUUUAACUUUUAUUUGAAACAUUUUUCAUUAAGAUCAUUGCUUGUACAUUGUACAUUGUAAUCGAAGUGGAUCCAGUGACGUGCAUUUAGGCAUUCUAAAUCUUGGAUUAAAAAUGUUACAUAUAAAUUAAUAUUCUACUUACAAUCCAAGUUGACAUCAUAUCGAGCCUAAACACGGCUCUCAUGCACCUUUUGUCUUCCCGAAAGUGCCACAAAUUAUAUAUUUCAGCACUGGGCACGUGAAAACUUUAGCUUCCCGCUGAUUUUACGCGACAUACCCUAUCCACGUACAGGAUGUUUUCCUAAAAGAAGAAAGAAAAAGAUGAUAAUAAUAAUAGUAAUAAUGGCCUCGAUACAUUCGAAAAAAUGGCCACAGAAAUAGUUCUGUCGUACAUUGUGUCCUUCCUUUAUUUCGGAACUACUCAGAUUAUGCUUUAUACAUUUGCCGACAAUAUCAUUCAAAACGAAGGAGAUAUUUAGAUAUUCGGGUUUUAGUAUCCCAUCCUGUCUACCGAUGCACAUAUCUUCGGUAAAUAUAAUAAAAAAGUUUUGCGAUCUCUAUCAGAAGACGUAAAAUGUUGUGCAUUCAGUUUGUACAUGAAAUAAAAGAGUAGAAAAU
Molecule: messenger RNA, 1785 nt
Organism: Bombus pascuorum
Lineage: Eukaryota; Metazoa; Arthropoda; Insecta; Hymenoptera; Apidae
Product: CD63 antigen-like
Exons: 5
Coding region: 164-895 (243 amino acids)
Cellular component (GO): membrane
Source: RefSeq, a predicted model, not a curated record